UCCGGAGCGACGGAGUCCCGCAGCGCCGGAUCCACGGACACCCGGCCGGAGCGAUCGGGACGAACGUGACGACCGAUCGCGGGGCAUCGCGCCGUGUGCGAUCCACGCCUGAGCGCGCGACGCCUCCGAGGGCCGCGGGCGCGCGCCCACGCGCGCGCGGGUGGCCCUGGUCCGUGCCGCAGUGAGCGCGCGCUCCGCCCGGAGAGGGGGUGUGGACGGGGGAGGGUCUUCGCACACAUUGUGUGUGUGUGUGUGUGUGUGUGUGUGUGUCGCUCGUGUUGCAACACUGUAUCCCUCAGUGCGUCCCUGCGCGCGAUGAGCGGGCGCGACUGCGCGAAAUACAGUAAAAAUACAGUUAAACACGGUGAAACAGAGCGAGUCCCUGCAGAUCUGUGCAGUGAGGGUCCCGAAUCCCCCGAUCGGAUCCUGCGUCGGUAGGAAGAAGCUGUGCGCCUUGCUUUAAGGACCCCAGCGUGCGCUGACCGGUCAAACACGCAGACACACUGUUGUUCCGCAAUGGGCAGGUAUCUCUCUGGGGACCACCACCUCCCUUCUAGCAGCUGUAAUUUUAAAGUUUAGAUACCUACAGCCAGCUUUGUGACCCAUCGGAAUCCCCUCCUGACAUUCACAUCUAAGUUCGCUCCUCCUUGGCGAUGAUGUCAGUUUGCAUACCGUCUCCUCACAGCAGCUCUAGUACCGUGGAUGUGACCAAUCGCAACCUCCCUUUGCCAACCCCGCCCACCUCCCUCAGCCUGCGCUCCUCCCACAACCAGCUACUCAACUGUGAUGUCAUCAAGCAGGGCGUGGCUGAGGGGCGGGGUUCGGCCACACCCCCCAAGUGUCGCAAGAAGUAUGCCCUGACCAGCAUCCAGAGUGCCAUGGGGCUCGGCGAGGUUCCCUGUAUCGACUCUGCCCCCCAAUGUAUGAACCCGGGGUCCGCCCCCUCUUCCGCCAAUCUCAAGAUGGCCAAGAACGGGGCCAACCAGCUACGCAAGGCUGCGGAGCAGCAGGACUGCAACAAGAACAGCACCGGCAGCAGCCUCAGCGCAGGAGCGGAAUGCGGGGACAGGAGCAAUGUCACAUGCACCAAGUUGGAGGACAAGGAGAGCCAGGCCGUCCCAAGGAGGAGCAAGAGCUUCCUGGAGCACAGCUCCGAGGCUCCGGGGGACAAGGCGCGGCGCGCUAGCCAGUCCAAGGCGGACGACCCGACCCUAGUGCUGCUGGAGGGGGAAGAGGCGCGCCGCCCUCCCCCCACGCCCCCCAAGCUCCCCAGUCCGGAGUACGCGCCCUUGCUCUCGGCCGCCUCCUCGUCCUCCUCCUCCUCCAGCCCAGAGACCAAGAAGGACCGGCCCAGGACGGGGGCCAAGACGGACCGCGCCCUUAACCGCAUCCAGAGCCUGGCACCUAGUGACGAGGACUCGAGCUGGACCACGUUAUCCCAGGACAGCGCAUCGCCAGGAUCCCCAGAGGAAGCAGACAUCUGGAGCGAGCAGUCCUUCCAGACGGACCCAGAUCUGCCCCCAGGAUGGAAGAAGAUCACAGAUAUGGCUGGUAUCUACUACUGGCACAUCCCCACAGGUACCACCCAGUGGGAGCGGCCCAGCACCCGGGCAGGUGCCCCGUCCUCCCCACCUGGCUGCCUGCAGGAGGCUCACAAGGCUUCGCUGAGCUCCCCCACCCCGUCGCCUAUCCCCGAGAAGGAGCAGGCCUCCUCUCACCCGGGUGCGUUCUUCGCGGCCCCCCCGCGCUCCGGCAGUCCCGCCUCGGACAGCUCCGUGGAGCCCGUUCCCCUCUCCUCGUCCGAAACCUCGGUGCCCUCGUGCGGCUUUGUCAACAGCUGUUACUUCCCCCGAUCGACAUCAUCACACAUCACCGUGGAGCAGGAUCGUCACCCGGAUGUCCCUCUGGAGCACGAAGAAAAGAAACAGCCGUGGACUGAGUUUGCGGUGCUCAGUGGGGGAAAGAUUGAUAGUGAGAUUUGGAAGGACCUGCAGGCAGCCACAGUGAACCCUGACCCCAGUCUGAAGGAGUUUGAAGGAGCUACUUUGCGAUACGCCUCACUGAAGCUACGACACCCUCCUCAGGCUGACGAAGAGGACACACGCAGCAUCGACAGUGAUCCGGAAGCCAAGUGCUUCGCCGUGCGCUCCCUGGGCUGGGUGGAGAUGGCCGAGGAGGACCUGGCGCCGGGGAAGAGCAGCGUGGCUGUCAACAACUGCAUCCGCCAGCUGUCCUACUGCAAGAACGACAUCCGGGACACUGUGGGAAUCUGGGGAGAGGGCAAGGACAUGUACCUGAUCCUGGAGAACAACAUGCUGAACCUGGUGGACCCCCGAAACCGCAGCGUCCUCCACUCCCAGCCCAUCGCCAGCAUCCGCGUGUGGGGCGUGGGCCGCGACAACGGCAGAGAGAGGGACUUUGCCUACGUAGCCAGAGACAAAGACACACGGAUACUAAAAUGUCAUGUGUUCCGAUGUGACACCCCAGCAAAAGCCAUCGCCACCAGUCUCCACGAAAUCUGCUCCAAGAUUAUGGCCGAACGCAAAAAUGCCAAAGCUGUAGCAAGCGGCUCCAUGCAAGCGAGCUCUGAUGUUCCUCUGCAAGCAGAGUUCCCCACACCAAAGACGGAGCUGGUCCAGAGGUUCCAGGUGCUUUACCUGGGCACGAUGCCUGUGGCCCGGCCCAUCGGGAUGGACAUCCUAAAUGGUGCCAUUGACAGUCUCGUGUCCUCCUCGGGGAAGGAGGACUGGACGCCAGUCAUUCUGAACGUGGCUGAUGCCACCGUCACCAUCCUCAAAGAGAAGCAGGAGGAUGAGGAGGUGCUGGUGGAGUGUCGGGUGCGCUUCCUGUCCUUCAUGGGGGUGGGCCGUGACGUACAUAACUUUGCCUUCAUCAUGGACACGGGGAACCAGCACUUCGAAUGCCACGUGUUCUGGUGCGAGCCCAAUGCUGGCAGCGUGUCGGAGGCCGUGCAGGCAGCCUGCAUGCUGCGGUACCAGAAGUGUUUAGUGGCGCGGCCCCCCUCCCAGAAGGCGUGUUCGUCCUCCCCGCCCUCGGACUCUGUGACCCGCCGGGUGACCACCAGCGUGAAGAAGGGGGUUCUGUCCCUCAUUGACACUUUAAAACAGAAGAGGCCGGUGCCUGAACUUCCUCAAUAAGGAUGCAAAGAGGAAAAAAAAAUAUAUAUAGCAAAAUGAAAGUCAUAGGGAUACUGGUAACGAUGUACAUACAAAGCGUGCGUUACACUGCAGUCCAGCUGGGAAAAAUAAAACCUCAAAAAAGAAAACAAGAAGGAAUCUAAAGGUGACGGGAGCAGCAAUAGCGAGGAGGCGUGGUGGCACAGUGCGGCGUGCUGCCCGACCUUCGUUUCCAGUGUCCCACCUCCACCGCUUUCUCCUGGCCUAUGGGCCGCCUCUAGCAUGUGUGGCCACGCCCAGCCUCUUGUGGCCACGCCCACUCAUCGUAACGUGUCGAACCAAGGAAGUGCAUGAAAUGGUGUUGUACGUGGCUCUCAUUUAAAUGGAUCUCAUUGUAAUGACGUUGCUGCUUCGCCACAAGAAGGAGUAAGAGGCUCAUCCUCUUAUUUCGUUUUUUUGUGCGUCGUUUUAUUAUAAGUGUACAGCACAACUAACGCAACCUUCUCUUGAUCCACAUUGGUGUUUUUCGAAUCGUACGGCGUUCCGGCGCAGAGCACUUGCGUUUUACGUUUUUCACGUUGGCUAUGGUCGCCACCGAAUGGACUGAACAAAAGCCAUACCAGCAGGCGACUCCCCGGCUCGUCGGAAACCAUUUAUCUUUAUUUUGUCACUCGUCACCCCCCAAACCACCGCGUGUCCCUUCUUAUGAAAACCAGUUUGCGGGUGCUGGUUGUGGCGGUGGUGGGAGGCGGUUGUCCUGGGCUUUGCCGCAUCGUGGUUGACGGGUCUGGGCGCCAUUCUGGCCUCAAAGCACAAGACUUGUCCUUCGUCAGAGAGGCCAUGAGUAGGAGGACUGAAGGACACAGAGAUGCUCCCUUUGGGAAGGAUGGUGCCCCGCAGUUCUCCACAUCACCGAGGGAUGAACCCAUUUACUGAGCAUCAGCGGACUAACUAUGAGGGAUGGGAGCUUGAUGAAUGAACGAAUGAAUGAUUGUGAUUGUAUUUUUAUUUUGGAUUCUUUUUCAUGCCAUUGCAGCGGUCCGUGAACUUCGCGUUGACCGAGCAUCUGAUUAAAACCAGCGUCAGUCGUCACAGUGAAUAACGAAGUGUCGCGAACCUGAAGUCCGACUGGUGCCUCUCGGUUUCGGUCCUUUCUGACCAUCGCUGCACCUACAUUCUCCGCCGUGUCCUUGCACUCCUGUUCUUACUAUUCAACCAGCAGCGUUUUUCUUUUUUUCCUAUGAGGAUCUGAAAGAUGUGAUAUUGUUGUACUGUCAUUUGUAUAUAUAUAUAUAUAUAUAUCCGUAUAUGUUUUGCAUACAUGUUCACUUUAUAAAGCCAUUUUUAUUUUUUCUUCUCCUCCUUAAAAGCCUUGAAAGAUCAGUUUUGAACACUUUAUUCUUGCCAAAGUGUAAACUAUUAAUAUAUGUGUUGUAGGUAAACACGAAAAGCUGACAGAAGCGAUCACCCGUACCGUUUCAUUUUACUGUGGGUAGGCCGGUUAGUUGUGGUAAAACUAGAUGUUAACUAAUUGUGAUCUAUGCAUUCUUUCUAUCCGCCACUUCUCAAAGGCAUUGUUCGCAAUGUACGUCCCGGGACUAUUUAGACGUAUAGAUUUUUGAACUUAUUUAUUGGCUUUUGCAUUAAUUU
Molecule: messenger RNA, 4787 nt
Organism: Scleropages formosus (Asian bonytongue)
Lineage: Eukaryota; Metazoa; Chordata; Actinopteri; Osteoglossiformes; Osteoglossidae
Product: amyloid-beta A4 precursor protein-binding family B member 2-like
Exons: 19
Coding region: 654-3158 (834 amino acids)
Biological process (GO): regulation of DNA-templated transcription
Cellular component (GO): nucleus; cytoplasm
Molecular function (GO): amyloid-beta binding; transcription factor binding
Source: RefSeq, a predicted model, not a curated record